UUUACUUCACAAUUUUCAGGUUAAAUCCGCUCACAGCUAGCUCUGUGUUGUGAAGUGGACUGCUAAAACUUAUCUUUUGCUGAAAUUCUGAUAGUUUAAAGUACUUAUUUCUCUGUUCAUUCCCUUACUUUCCACUAACAUUCAAGUGCUCAACUGUUCGACUAAUUUUCUUCUCAUGACAUGUCAACGAUGAAACAAGUUCCCUCUCAAGAUGAAAAUGAAUUGAAGUUGUAGUCCACACUUUUGACACGUGUUAUGACCAAAAUCGGGCAUUGAAACAGGAAAAUAUUUCUAGACACAAUGCUGGAGCCACGGAAUAGCUCGGACUUCCGCCUGGAGGCGAAUGACCCUCUAGAACUUCUGCAACUUGUCUCUUCUCUCAAUGAUGACUCCUAUCGUCGAAUUCAAGUCAAAAUCAAUGACUAUAUAAAGCAACGUACCGGUGCUAGUUUAGUAUUCUGUAUCCCGCUAGUCAAGUGUUCUGAAGAGGCUGUUGUCAGUGUAAUUGGAGAUGAAGUCCUGCCCAAAGAAGUCAGAUUUUCGGUCUCUGAGAACAUGAUCCUGCAGACGAUCAACAAGCGACUAUCCAUGACUUUGAAAUGUUCACUUUUAAGUGUUGAAAUGCGUAAGCUGUUGUUCAGUGCGUUUAAAAAAGGGAAACGGAAACGAGUCAGCGAAACGGAAGAUGAAGCCAACGAGGAAUUAUCGGAGGCUUCCAACAUCAUCGAAGACACUGUGUUUGAAGCCUCAGGACUUCCAGAGGAGCUGCUUAAUGUUCCUGUUGCCAAUUUACACGACAACAACAUUGCCCUAGUCUGCAGUAUUGCUCACAGCAAACAUUCCAUUGAAGUUACAACUAAAAUCGUACAAGAAUGUUUCAGGUAUUGCCUGAGUUUAGUUUUAAGUACCUUAAAUUAUGAAGAGGAAAAACGGCUAAGGAUCCAGUGUCAGCAGUUGCUUCAGGUUGCUAAAAAUCUGUUUAGCAAUUUAGGUGAUUUAGAUGACCUACUGAAAGAAAUUAUUAUAGAGGCACGUCGUUUGACCAACGCUGAACGCUGCUCUCUUUUCCUUUUGAAGGACGAUUAUUUGAUAUCCAAAGUCUUUGAUGGAGUUGCUUCUCCACAGGGUAACAAAGAAGUGAAAAUCAGAAAGAACGUCGGAGUUGCUGGUCAUGUUGCCACCAGUGGGAAAUUAAUCAACAUUCGCCGAGCUUACGACCAUCCGUUAUUUUACAAAGGUGUCGAUGAAAUAACAGGCUUCACUACUAAGAAUAUUCUAUGUUUUCCGAUCAUCCACAAUGAAAAAGUGAUCGGAGUGGCAGAACUGUGCAAUAAAAAAGAUGGCUAUCAUUUUGAUCUUUGUGACGAAGAAGUGGCGACAGCAUUUAGCAUUUACUGUGGUAUCACCAUUGAACAUGCCACAGGCUACAAGAAAACGCAGCUGGCCCAAGAUCGGAAUCGGCUGUCGAAUGAACUCAUGAUGUACCAUAUGAAGGUUCCCCAUGAAGCAGUUGAAAACAUUUUGAACAACUCAUUGGUUGAUAUCAGGAAAGACUUCAAUGAGUUUUCGUUCAAUCCUCGCUCCAUAGACUAUUCCGAGACACCAUUUUACUGUUUGCUCAUUUUUGACAAUAUGGAUUUCAUUGAGCACUUCAAAAUCAACCGUGAAACUUUAGUAAGAUUUUUUCUCUAUGUAAUGAAAGGCUAUCGAGAUCCACCAUACCACAACUGGAUGCAUGCCUUUAGUUCUGUCCACUUCGCAUACUUAUGUCUAAAAAAGUUCAACCUCAUAAAUAUCGGACAUUUUACCAUGCUGGAAGGUCUGGCCUAUGUCGUCGCUGCCAUGUGCCAUGAUAUAGAUCACAGGGGAACAACCAACUCGUUUCAGACAAAAACAAACUCUACGCUAGCUCACUUAUACAGCUCAGAAGGUAGUGUUAUGGAGCGCCACCACUUAUCCCAGACCAUGUGCAUCUUGAACACAGACGGCUGCAACUUUGCAGCUGACCUCAACCACAAGGAUUACGAACUCUUUCUCAAGCUGAUUUCACAAUUCAUUCUUGCUACGGACCUCUCGAACCAUUUCAAUGUGCUUGGAAAGCAAGAAAAAAUGUCCAAAGAAGGAUUCAACCCUGCAAGUUCUGAGCAUCGCGAGCUUCUCCGCUCCCACUUCAUGACGCUAGCUGAUCUGAGCGACCAAACAAAAGACUGGUUGACUGUUAAAAACGCUUCAUUACUUGUAUAUCAGGAGUUCUUUCUCCAAGGUGAUGAAGAGAAGGCGAUCGGAAGCAAGCCAGAUGUUUCAAUGGACCGGGAGAAAGCGCGUAUCCCAGAACUGCAGCUGCAGUUCUUACGAUCAGUCAUCUUGCCACUGGUAAAUGUUACUGUCAUCUUGUAUCCAACGGUAGGUUCAAUUUUAUUAGACACUGUGAAACUAAAUCUAACAUGCUGGGAGCGAACAGUGGAAAUUUUCUCCCGCAAGCUCUCUGAGGGGUCAACCAACAUAGAAAUUCUUCGGGAUCCUGAGAUUGAGGAGUAUGUAUUAUCGAAAGUAGGUCGGUUUACUGUUUAUUGUUCUAUCAGUAGUUAAAACUUUGUAGUUUGCAAGUGAGCAGCUCUGGAAGGCUCGAGUGGUGAAUGUAACUCUAGUUCCCCAAAGUUUCAUUGCUUUGUUGACUCCUGUUAGUGAAAAUUUUUAGCAGUAAUUUCUCUCCUUGACUUUGAGUAUGAUUGUAAUUUUUCACCACUCUUAAUAUGUUACAUAGAAACACGCUUUAUUGUAAUGAGAAAUCAGCUUUUCAGUACAUAGAAUACAGGUCCUCAAGAAUUUCUAGAAGAUAUUAGUGGAAUUCGAGUGCCUCAGAAAAAUUUUCCCUGUGCUUGGAGUCAGGCUCUCACCAAUUCUUCUGUGAUCAUGGUAACAAUUUCCAUUGAAAAACUGAUCAAACUGCUUCAUGGGAAUCCCACCAAUAUUCAUGAGAAAUUCUAAUCGAUCCUUUUUGGUGUCAAAGAUCAUCACAUUCUAUGAGUAAACUAUGUUUUUCCAUGUGUGAAUUGUUAAAAACUACUGAAUUUUUUUUAAUUUUACCGGUGUCUUGUAUUCAUUUCAUAGCAGAGGCUCUUGCGCCUUUAUAACUAAACUGGCUUAUAGCGAUAUGUAUGUUCUGAAUUUUGUUUGAAUGGAAAGUCAAACACUCUAAAAUGAUAAGUACCUAUGGAGUAAAUACUGGAUAACAUCAGCUACCCAGUCCAAACUCUCCAGAAAUUUUGAUGUAGAUUUUAUCAUAAUGGACACAGGGUGAUCGCACAAGAUCAAGAAAACACAGGACAUUAUUCUUUCAUACUUUGUAUUUUUAAAAGCAAAAAAGAAAUUUUUUUGAUAGUUUUAUGCAUUUCUUUGUAAAAUUUAAAGUGAACGUCUCCAACAUAUUUUCAUAGAAAAUGUCCCAGCUCAGAACAUGCUGUAAGAGGCAUAUUCUGGAAUGCAAUUAAAAGUUCUUCCAGUUCAAACUUCGUCAGAAGUGAGAAUUUUUGUAAUUGUUUUUACUCUUUGUACUUUCCUAUUUGCUCAUCCCUGUGAAUUUUAUCUUCCAUAUCUUUUAGGUAAUUUUACAUCUUAGUGUGAUAUUCUUUUUGUCUUGGAUGCUAGCUGGUGCAACGUUUAUUUGAUAAUCUGGUGUAGUUGUUUGGUAUCUAAUAGCCAAUUGUUUCUCCUGAAAUACUAAAUUUAAGUACGCAGUCUUAUACCCUUCAGUCUGGCGAAAAGUUUUAAAAACCUUCAGUUUUCUCUUCACUUAAAAAAAGUUGCCUCGUAAUCAAUUAUCUUUGUUAAUUUACUCUGGGAACUCUAAAUCCUGCUCUCCGACAUCUCUAGGUGAAAUAUUGCAAAGGAGUGAAACGCUUAAUACUUAAUGUAUUGAUGAUCAAAUAUUUGGAACUCAUUUUAAGAUAUCAGUGCGUGUCUUCUUUGAGUAUGAAAUUAUUGAUAGAGGUGUUCAAAUUAAUGCUUGUCGACACUGUUUGUUUAGAAAUACUAAUACACACCAAUGAGGCUUCUCCUGUUGGAUACAGGCGGCUCUAUCAGAACUACGCAAGUUCCAAGUCGAAACACUUGUGUGUCUCUUUCCGUAGGGUUGCUGGGCCUGUAAAACUGAUAUUCAUAACAACGGCUCAUUUUCGCCAGAUCGGAAAACUGGGGUAGCUAUUUUUAACCAUCCUCUUAUUGUUAUUAAUCUGUAAUAGAUAUGUUUCUAUAGCUUACUGAAAAUGGAUAAAAUACCCCCAGGUUUACAUAGAGAAGCCAAAGUUCUUUUUUCAUGAUUCCAAAUUUACUCAAGUUUUUAUUCUUUUCUGACUUCAGCUGGAAAAGUUUUCUCUUGAAAUCAGAGGUGUCGAUGAUAAUAUGAAAUAAUUUUCUGAUUUUUUUUUCAAAUUUCUUUUUUAUUGGUCACAAAUUUAUUACAGUUUUGAUUUUUUUUCAUUUUUAACAAUGUAACAGUCGUCCAAAAGCUGUCUAAAAUUAUUAUGAAAUGGUAAUAUUAUUUACUCCUCUUUUAAGAUGUAACCAUCAUUUCUUAAAAAAGGAACAGUUUCCGUGUCGUAGUGUCCUUGCCUUAUUCUAUCAGUAUUCUUAUAUAUUCCUGUCUUGGAGGUAAUACUUCUAGUGUUUUUUAAUGAGCUAUCUUCUUUGGCAGGUUUGGCAUCUAAGAAUCACCUGUCACCAAUGUCAUUAAGUUUCGAUCAAUUUCCUCAUGUUCAUUAAUUUACACUCUAACAAUGGUAAAUCUAUCUUCAGCUCUAAUCAAAAUUUAUUUUUUUAAAGGAAAAGUCAAUAAUUACUUUUAAUUUACCUAUUUUAAUUGAUGGAUUGGCCAAAGAUCUGCUGUAAUCAUAAACAAAUAUUAAUAAGAAAUAAUAUAUUUGUGACCAUCUACAGGAAAAGGGAUGUCCAUCCACGGAGGCCAAAUUUAUUGCAGGAACAUUUUUGUCAGGCUUAACGGAAACACAGAAUUUUGAGUUUUAAUGGGAAAAGCUCUUUAGCGUCCUGAAGAAUAAGUUGCCAGCAGCUUGGUUCAUUUUUCACUGAAAGAAAGAGUAAAUUCUCAUGAAAAUAUGGCAAUUUCGUACUGUGGACAUUGUACGAAUGUUAGAAAGCCUUUUUUCAAAAGUGUGUUUUUUUAACUACAAACUUCAAAUUGCUAAAACUCCAGUUUGGUUUGAUAUCCGUGGAUGUUUAUUGUCCCAAAAUGUUUGUAGAACACUUCGCUUGACUCGGGUAUUAAUGACCCAAUCUUAAGUUUUUAUGCGCUAAGAUCCUUUUUUCUGUGGGCGGUCACAUAUGUUGACGAGCAUUUAAACAGAAAAUGUUUUUAAAAUUUUACCCUACAUGAAAAAUUAUUUUUUCCAAAUGUAAGCAUCGUUUUAUUUUACUUAUGACAUUUAUUUACACCUAUCUAUGCAGGCCCAUUGAAAAACUGAGCCGACGAAUUUAUGAAAUGCAAUUUCCAGUUAGGAAAGCUAAUUUCUUGUGAUUCAUCAAGUAUCAAUUUAUGUCCAGAGUUCUUACAAUUUUAACCAAGUAAACUUCUUCUUAGAAUAUACGCAUAAUUCGAUUAUCAAAAUUAUGGAGGGAAACUGAAACCCAAUUCAUACAUUUUACUCUAACCUCCCCCCCCCCUCCUUAGUUCUACAUCAAUAAUGUUUUAAUUCUCAAAAUCCUGUGGGAAUUACUCUUUCAUUUGUUGAUAAUUAACUGGGGAAAAAGAUUUUUGGUGUUUUUUAAAAAUCAAAACUUAAGCAACUCUGCAACUUUUGACACAGAGUGUUUGUUCAGAUUUCUUUUCUUUUUUCCUUUUGUUAUAAUUUGUCAUCUGAAAAAUGUAUACAGUAAUGUUUUAGCUCCAAUAAUUUCAUAGAGGAGCAAAACAAAUGACUUUAAUGUUUCACUUUGAGUGAAAAGGGAAUCAAUGGCGAGACUCCUGAUUGAUGUCGGUACUCUAUUGAGUGAAAUUUUGCUACAAAAAAAGAUAACUUAGUUGUCCAGUUUAUACUGUAAAGUGUAUCAUGCUUGUUGUCUCAUAAAAUGCCAUUUAGACGGUGUUGCAUAAUAGGCAGGUGGCCCAACCGCAUGAAAAAAGGAAACAUAAGAUCUUACGUUUUUUUAAAUCUUUGCUUAGGACUUUUGCAGCUUUUUAAGUAUAAAGUGAAUGUUAACUUUUUAGUGUUUUAGAAGCUAUUAUGAUUAGCAUCAUUCCACUUUUGCCAAAGGAUUCUACUUUUACAUUGCAGCAAUCCAAAUGGUGUUUCACCUCCAUAAUUUUGAAUCCUUGCUAUCUAUACUCCUAUUGUGCCCCUACUUAAUUAAUAGUUGUUUUGCAAGCUUUAAUUAUUCUUAUUUGUUUUCUGUACUUUUGUUUUCUAUAUUCCUCCUUUGACUUUUUUCUUUGAUUCACUUUUAAAGCCUUCAUGUAUAUUUAAGGACUUUUGUAGUGUGUAAUUGUGAUCUUCGGUGCUGUCUAUUGAGUAGAUUUCACUUGUAGACAAAUCUUAUUCCAAUAUUGAAAGUUUAUUUUAGUUGAUAAAAAGAUUAGUUUUCAAAGUAUUAUUUAAUUAAUAAUUCCUAAAAGUCAACAAACACCAAAACUUAGGCGGUUUCUCCUCAGAAAUUGUUAAAUCGCCGAAAGGAACCCAAAAAUUGAUGUCGAGUAUUUGGUUAAUCUGCAUUGAUAAACCAGCUUUACGUAAUGUAUUGAGUGCAAAAAUAUACCAAACCGUUGAAGAUCCGAACAAAAGAAUUUCUGAGUUCAACUUAAAAGUUGGCAGGCUCUGAAGUGGGAGAGGAAGAAGAGGAACAGUUGUGGAGGAACUGCCUUUUACAGUGUCACUAGCUUUCAGUGGUAACCUUAGCGGUAACUCUACUAUUGAACUGCAGAUUACACGAGCAGUUUCAUCAGUGUUCAUCUUUCAAUUCUGUCUGUUCAUCUAGCCCAUUUUUUUCCAUGAGUAUCUUUAAUGGUGUAUAAUCCAGGAUGAUGAACUUAUGAUACAUCAGUGAAUCCAGUAAUUCGCUCAUAAAUAGGUCCUGAGAUGAACUAAGUUUCGAAAGUUGGCUAAAUCACUGUCCCUGAAAUCAAGAGAAUAACCGUGUGGUUUUUUCCUUCUCAUUUUUCUGUCUUAGUUUAUUUCUCGUUAUUUUCGUUUCUCACACAAAAUUUUAUAGAGUACUAAAAUCCAGUUGUGAGGCAUGAAUGAUCGAUUAUUGAUAUUUCUUCAUUUGAAGCUGUGGUAACUGAAAUGAAUCAAUCAUUAAGGUGUUCGUUGCAAACACCUUGUUUAUUGAUCUUUCUUCUACGUUUAAUUGGCAGAUUAAUAGAUAUAUCGUAAAGCACGCCACGCCACUGCUAAAGUCAUGACCAACUUUUAUUACAAUGUACGGAAGUAUGUAGGUAUAUCCAAAAUAAUUGUUUAAAAAGUUAAAUGACUUGUUCCUAAUAACUCUACGAUUUGUCAAGAAUAUGUAAUGAAAA
This is a messenger RNA of Bemisia tabaci, 7525 nucleotides long. Its product is annotated as cGMP-dependent 3',5'-cyclic phosphodiesterase. NCBI's taxonomy places the organism in Eukaryota, Metazoa, Arthropoda, Insecta, Hemiptera, Aleyrodidae. Gene Ontology annotation, molecular function: protein binding; 3',5'-cyclic-nucleotide phosphodiesterase activity. The record is from RefSeq and is a predicted model, not a curated record. Gene Ontology annotation, biological process: signal transduction.